AUGCAGGUAGCUUCUUAUCUGAUGGGCUGGCCUGAUCACUACACUACACAUGAGUUUGUCAAUAUUCAUCUCAUCAGUGUUGAAAAUUAUCUACCAUCGGCCUUAAUCAGUGAACGUUCUAAGAAACCGAUGGGUAACGAGAUUCAUUCUUUCCACCACGUUGGGGCGACACUUCAAUAUUUAGAAACACCAGGUGUAUCAGACGAUGACGAAGAAAUCUUGAACGAUACUGAAGAACAGUUUCUUGUACAACCCAGCGAAUCCUCGACCAAAUACGUAUUUGUCAACACUCGCAUAAACUAUCAAUAUCGCUCAGCGGCGCUUGAGAAUGUCCCUUUGUAUGAUUACGUACGUUGCUACCGCAAGAAGCCAAGACCACCAGCGGAACGAGAGUUUUUCCAAACAGAGCAUCCUCAGGCAUCUUCGCGCAUGAAUAUCAAACAUGGUAGUCAGGAGCAGCUCAUCAUGUGCGUACCCGGAUGUGGUGGUACUGGUAAAUCUCAGUUGAUACGAGCCAUUACUGCUUACUUCGUUGAAACAAAACGAGCACGAAAACUGUGCAAACUCGCUCCAGCAUCAGUGGCAGCAGCUGAAAUUGAUGGAAUGACCGUUCAGUCGUUCUUAGGCGAGGGAAGAAACAACAAGCGAAAGUCCAAAUCGGAUCGUGCUGGCCAAACCAAGUUAGAAAAUGAAUGGCGCUUCGUUGGAUAUGUCAUUCUCGACGAGAUAUCCAUGGUUGGUCUAAGCUUGCUGGCCCGAUGGAGUAACGUUAUCGCGACAGCUAAACACGCUGGUCCUAUUGAUCCAUUUGGUGGUGUUAAUCUUAUUUUGUUUGGUGACUAUAUGCAAUAUUCUCCUGUAUUCGAUCGACCCCUUUACUAUGAUUAUUCGUCAACUAUGAGCAAUUCAUCAACUGGAAUCAAGAAACCACCGACAGAAAACGAUAUUCAGCAGAAGAGUGCUCGUGCAUUGAUUCUGCAAAUUAACUGUGCUCCAGUCCUCGUGUAUCGUAAUGAACUGCGGACCGAAUUGAACAAUCAAGCAGUCAUCAGUAAGGCCGGUCAACCGCCAACCGUAGUUGUGGCUCUAGAUACAAUCAACACAAAAAAAGAACUGGAUCUUCUCGACCAGAGUAAACGUCUUCUGGCACUGCCUGAUAACAAGCCUGACCCUAUUCCUGGUUAUCUGCCACUCGUUCCUGACACGCCUGUUUUAUUGCAAGAUAACAUUGCUUGUGAACUUAGUCUUUCGAAUGGUACACCAGGCAUCUUCCGCAAGUUAGUUUACGAUGAAACAGCAGAACAUACAUCGGGUUCGAACGAGAAUUCAGAGACAACGUCAUCACCUCAACACUAUCAGCGUCAACGUUCCGCUCGAAAUUCCAUUUCGUCGACAGCCGAUUCCUCGCCGAUUGCUCCUGUCAAAGAUAGUGCUCCGAUCCGGCGAUCGACAGUAAAUAGUCGUAAUGCCUCGAAACGCGCUCGACCGUUCGUGAAGUCUUCUCAACAAUGA
This is a messenger RNA of Didymodactylos carnosus, 1512 nucleotides long. The record is from the annotation of a GenBank genome assembly. NCBI's taxonomy places the organism in Eukaryota, Metazoa, Rotifera, Eurotatoria, Philodinida, Philodinidae.